Molecule: messenger RNA, 483 nt
Organism: Malania oleifera
Lineage: Eukaryota; Viridiplantae; Streptophyta; Magnoliopsida; Santalales; Ximeniaceae
Exons: 2
Coding region: 1-483 (160 amino acids)
Source: RefSeq, a predicted model, not a curated record
AUGGCUGCCAAUACUGCAAGCACUGACAAUUUUGAUGAUCUAAGUCAUGUUUUUUAUCUUAGUAAUUCCGACAAUCCUGGCAUCGUCCUGAUUUCCAAUAUCUUGAUAGAAACCAAUUACAAUACAUGGAGCCAAUCCAUGGCCAUUGCACUCAGCACCCAGAACAAAGUCGACUUCAUUGAUGGUACCAUAUCAAAGCCCUCCAAGACAUCUUCUGCUAAGUAUCGACAAUGGAAUCGUUGCAAUAAUAUGGUAAAAGCAUGGCUUCUCAACUCCCUUUCAAAAGAAAUUUCUGCUAGUGUUCUCUUUUGUGAUCUUGCUCAAGAUAUCUGGAUAGAUUUAAAGGAGUGUUUUUCUCAAGAUGAGUUGUCAUCUCUUCAGUCUAAUCUCUUUAAGGGAGAUGUUGCUCCAUACCAACAGUACCAGUGCACCAGGAAGUUUCUUAUGGGACUUAAUGACUCCUAUGGUGCAAUUCGUGGCUAG